Messenger RNA from Trichoderma gamsii, 789 nucleotides. RefSeq lists its product as hypothetical. The transcript has 3 exons. The record is from RefSeq and is a predicted model, not a curated record. Lineage: Eukaryota; Fungi; Ascomycota; Sordariomycetes; Hypocreales; Hypocreaceae. The coding region runs from base 1 to 789 and encodes 262 amino acids.
AUGGAGGACGCCGCGAUUGCUGAGAUGAUGGCCGAAAUUCAACAGAACCCUCCCGAAGAAGAGUGGACACUCGUCCCCGUGCGUAAGGGCAAGGGCGGUCGUCCCAAGCCGGUCCCUGAUCCUACGGAUGUUAAGGCCAUCCUCUCGCAGCCGACUAUGAGACCCAGAUCUAUCCUCGCCUCCUCCAGCAAAGAAGCCAUUGCCGGCCAGCACUUCUACAUUCUCCGAGACUACAAGGAGAGUCGUGAGUGCCGCGUCCUCCAGGCCCUGAUCAACGUGUUCAAGGCCGAAAUCAAAGGCUCUGAGGAUCCCAUCACCAAGGCCAUCUGCCUUGGCAUCGGCUCGUUUGAUCCUGACAACGGAAGCUGGAUCACCAAGGAGAGAACUCAUAUGCAAUUUGCUGCAUUUUCAAUCAUCCUCGAUGAGCUUCUCAUCUUCCAGGAACCUGCUUUCAACGAGUCCGACGCUGAGUUCAUCACCUCCUUGGGUCACGAGGUUGUCGAAUCUCCCGCCGCCUUUGACAAGGUUGAUUCCACCACCUUUGUCUUUGGCAUCCACCUAUACCGGGACAUUUACGCGCAAGUCUUUAAGAAUGGCGAGUAUCCCGCCCUAUUCGUUGGCACCGGCUGGAACGUCUGGUCCAAUGUAAGCUUCCGCUGGACCGCGGAGGAGAAUCACAGCCUCGCCCUCCUCAAGGCCAUGGAGACAACUCACAAGAGGUUUCCUUUCCCCGAGACCCCUGGCAAGAACAUCUUCUACGGCACCUCCAUCUACUGGGCGUCCACUUGA